CGGACGCAGCUGUGCGUUCGUGCGCGCGGCCCGGCGUGAGCAGCGGCGUCAGGAGCGGUGCGGGUUCAUGUUCCGAUUUCAGUCUCUGGAUGAGGACUGCCCUCUGGAGGAGGAGGAGGGUCUUGUUGAUGAGGAAGAUGACAUAGACCAAUUCAAUGACGACACCUUUGGAGCAGGAGCUAUAGAUGAUGACUGGCAGGAAGAACACGCCCGGCUGGCGGGGCUCGAUGAGCGGGUGCGAGGAGACGGGAGUGGGAGGGUGAGCUCUGAAGCUGCCCCCAACACUCCCCUUCCUGCCCCCUCUGCCUUGGCAGCCGCCCCCGCCCCCCCCUCUCUCUCUGCCCCCGGGCUGGGGGAGGAGGGCAGUGGCGAUGGCUCCGCGCUGGCUGAGAGCCUGUCCCGCCUCAUCAUGGAGACCGACCCCGGGGUCGCGGGGGUGUCCGGAGUCAUCGGGGGGCCGGGGGGACCCUCUGCCGGCCCCCCCUCGUCUCUGCUCGGCUACCAGCUGCACCAGCGCGGCACAGCGCCCCUGCAGGCCUCCCCACAGGUGGGCUCUCACAGCAUCUGGGAGAACAGCAUGGGCUUCGGACCUGUGGGCGUCUCUCCUGCACUCGUCCCUCACGUGGAGGACAGCCCCCUCAUGUCAAUCAUCAAGGAGGUGGGACUCCCAAAAAGGCCACCAGUGAGGGGAGAGGAGACGCGGGACUUGUCAGAGCGUGUCCCACCCCCUCGGUCAUCCUCGCCUGUGAUUGGCAGCCCCCCAGUGAGAGCGGUACCGAUCGGCACUCCACCCAAACAGCCCUUUGGUCACGGACUCAACCAGCACAUCCUGUGUCCAACAGCAGUUCAUGUUCGAGCCCCCGUCCACCACAGAUACCCCUCAACCUUCCCUGACAGACUGUCCCCCAACCAGCUGCUCAACAUGGCUAAUGCUCCUAUGCGUGGCCAUCCUUUUCCCUCUGGUGUGGGACCAGUCCUAUCUCAGAUACAGAGAGCCCAGCUCAUUUCACCACAGGGUGCCCUCUCCCACAGUGCUUUCUCAAGGAGUGGGGGCCCCUCUCCUCUCCUGGCUCCAAAGCAGCUCAUGGCUGGUGGGGGGGGGUUUCGUCCGUUUUUCGGGCAGCCUCCUUCCCGUAGCAUGGCACCCCCCCCUGUGCGGCCUGAUACCACUCACCUGCACCCCCAGCAUCGCAGACUGCUGACCCAGAGACUACAGAACCGCAGUGACCACUCUCGGGGAGACAGAGCUCAGCGUGGGGGUGACAGGGGGCGCAGAGAAAGGGACAGAGACCCCUACAGCAACCUGAUGACCCCACGGGAGAAGGAUUGGGUCGCACGUAUACAGAUGAUGCAGCUGCAGAGCACUGACCCCUAUUUGGAUGACUACUACUACCAGAACUACUUCGAGAAGCUGGAGAAGCGCCCGGGGGGAGAGCAUUGUGGGCGGGACAGUGUCCGGAAAGAGGUGACCAAGCUGAUCACCCCCCAGGUGGCCAAGCUGGAGCACACCUACAGGCCAGUGCAGUUUGCAGGCUCUCUCGGGAAGCUCACAGUCUCCAGUGUUAAUAACCCUCGCAAGAUGAUUGACGCUGUGGUCACGAGUCGCUCCGAUGAUGAGGAGAAGAGAGAGAAGCAGGUGUGGAACAAGAGGCGACAGAUUCUCUACACAGUGGAGAAGCUGUACAGUCUGUUGCUGGAGGUGCAGGACUUUGAGAAGAAGUUCCUUCAGACUGCGGAAGAGCAGAGGGAGAGCCUGCUAGAGCAGCACAAAGCCCAGACCCUCCAGCUGUACAGCACACUGAGCGACAGGGAGGGCAGCAGGAUCAGCGAUGAGCUCUUCAUCCAGAUCAUGUCCCUCCGCAAAGGCAAGCGUCUCAUUGCCCGGAUUCUCCCCUUCCUGGGUAGCGAGCAGGCUGCUGCCGUCGUCAUGGCUAUCGCCCGCAAUUUGCCAGCCAUCGCGAAGAAGGACAAGCAGGACCAGGUGCUGUCCUCGCUGGUGGAGCCCUGCGCGGCGGUGAUCCAGUCCCUGUCCAGCGCCGGCCUGACGGACCUCCUGCAGGAACUGCAGGGCCCGGCCCAGUGCCCCAGCGACACGCAGCUGCACAAGGUUCUGCACAACAAGUUUGGCCUGACGUUCCUGUACCUCAUUCUCAGCGAGGGGGAGAGGCUGCAGAGCGCAGACCCUCACUGUGAGCUUAUGGAGGACAAUCGAUGGACUGAGCUGGUGUUCUCAGUGACCCGGGAGCUGCUGCAGACCCCGCCCUCCUCGCUGGCCACGCCCUUCUUCACCCCCCCCAGCCUGCUGUCACUCUUCUCGCGCUACGUGGACAGGCAGAAACUGGACACCCUACAGGACAAGCUACAGAUCUCUGUCCAGUCCAGGUAGAAGUGACUGCAGCCCAGAAAGGAGCCAUCCUGCUGAGACACUGAUUCUGUGUGUGUGUACAGACUACAUGUGAAUAAUAAACACACAGGAGCUUCAGAGAUACCGAGAGCGAAGUGGUGGAUAACACAGAUGUCAUUAUCGGACCGUCUGUCCAUGUGUGCGUGUGCAGGGAGAUGGACCAGACUCUCGCUGUUCAGCAGUCUGAUCCACUCCAGGUUUUACUGGCUGCUGGCUCUUUUGUAUGCGUGUGUGUGUGUCUGUGAGAGCGCCACAGGGGCGGGCAGAUUUUAUCUCGUUUCCCUUGCUCUGUUAGCCCUGUCAUAACACCGUGCUGUCUGUGGCCUGAGGUUCGAGUGCUGUGUGAGAGGGGGUAGGGGGACAGUGGGGGACGACGGUAAGUCCUUGGUUUUUAAUUUAGCGAUUGUUAUGACACUCAUGAUACCGAAUUAAAAUAUUUGUAUUAUACA
This is a messenger RNA of Lepisosteus oculatus (spotted gar), 2853 nucleotides long. It is a transcript of the gene patl1, whose product is annotated as PAT1 homolog 1, processing body mRNA decay factor. Gene Ontology annotation, molecular function: RNA binding. Gene Ontology annotation, biological process: deadenylation-dependent decapping of nuclear-transcribed mRNA; P-body assembly. Gene Ontology annotation, cellular component: P-body. Lineage: Eukaryota; Metazoa; Chordata; Actinopteri; Semionotiformes; Lepisosteidae. The record is from RefSeq and is a predicted model, not a curated record.